UUUAUUAGCAACCAUAAGUUCGAAAGACUUAAAUUACACAUCACUCGCAAGUUCUUUUGUUAAUUUUUUUUAAAUUUGAGUUAUCUUUUAUUCAAAUUGAGAAAACUUUAACUACUACGUUUUAUGUACACCAAUCGGAAUCAGUUGGCAUUCCAGUUCGAAUAACGGCACUAUUCGCGUUUUACCGAUUUUUCUUUCAUUUCUCGUUCCUUAUUAUUUUUUUUUUUUGCCAUCUCUUUCGCUUAUAUUUUUCUUUGCCUCACUUCCUUUUCCGCGCACAAACAAAAAGCGGAGCCGUAAAAUGUGUGACGCAUCAAAUCCAGCGAAGCCGUGGCAGCUUUCCGGUCUGAUGUACGGCAAUGGGAUCCCGGCGCUGUGUCUGCUGCACCAGGAGAUCGAGCACUUCUACAGCUACAUACAGUCCACGCCGACAGAGUUCUGUCUGCGGGCGGAAGCAGUGCGUCGCAUCGAGGACGUGGUGCUUACCAUUUGGCCAGGCGCAUGCGUGGAUGUCUUUGGCUCUUUUCGGACGGGACUGAACCUGCCGUGCUCGGACAUCGACCUGGUGGUAUACAAUGGUUACUACUGGAACCCCAGGCUGCUGCAUGAGCUUCAAAACGAACUUGUCAGCCAGGGCGUAACCGAUCCGGACAGCGUUAUCGUUCUCGACAAGGCUUCCGUGCCCGUGGUCAAGUUCACGGAGCGCAUAUCCCGCAUCAGGUUCGAUGUGACCUUCAACGCCGCAGCAUCGGGUGUACAGGCCGCCGAGCUGAUCAAGGACUUUAUCCGUCAGUUUCCCGAGCUGCCCAAGCUGGUCAUGGUGCUGAAACAAUUCCUCAGCCUUCAGGGAUUCAACGAGGUGUACAGCUCCGGCGGAAUCUCGUCCUACGCACUUACACUAAUGGUUAUCAGCUUUCUGCAGCAGCAGGCGCGCACCAACAAGCGAUACAGUCCACACAAUAAGCUGGCCCUGCUGCUCAUCCAGUUUCUAGAUUACUACGGCCGCAAGUUUGACUUCUUCAAGUACGGAAUAUCGGUUCUUGGCGAAGGUGGUUGCGUGGAGAAGGAGCGACUUCGCUCCACGCUGGGCGAGAACAACUGGCAGUCGGUGCUCAGCAUAGAGGAUCCAGUGACCCCAACCAACGACAUAGGUAGGAGCUCGUAUGGGGCGCUCCACGUCAUGCAGGGUUUCGAGGCAGCAUUCGUAAAGCUCUCGAAGCUGGUGGACUCUGACUCAUCCAAGAUCGUCGCCCCCAUACUGGCCAACAUUGUGGAGGUGCCGCAGUCCAUAGUCAACUAUCGGGCUUGGGUGCACUACAACUUCCAGCACCUUUCGGCGCCGGGAUUGUCUCGACCCGAUUCACUUGGACAACCAUCGCUCACGGGCUCCGCUUCCACUUCCGCCUCCGAGGAUGAGCGCUCUGGCGGACAGGUGACUGUUGGAUUCCGCCGGUGUGGGGAUGGUCCUCCCCAGAACAUGGACUUAGAUGCCUCCUUGGCCAACCUUAAGUUGAAUUAAGUAUGGUGCGCUUAUACCACUGGUGAUUUAACUUUUAAAAACUAGUUAUAACAUUUCAUUCGCAUAGUAUUAUGCUCGGCAUAUGAUAACCCAAAAGAAAAGAAAAAAUUUA
This is a messenger RNA of Drosophila santomea, 1631 nucleotides long. It is a transcript of the gene Trf4-2, whose product is annotated as inactive non-canonical poly(A) RNA polymerase protein Trf4-2. The transcript has a single exon. Gene Ontology annotation, molecular function: poly(A) RNA polymerase activity; mRNA binding. NCBI's taxonomy places the organism in Eukaryota, Metazoa, Arthropoda, Insecta, Diptera, Drosophilidae. Gene Ontology annotation, biological process: RNA 3'-end processing. The record is from RefSeq and is a predicted model, not a curated record. The coding region runs from base 302 to 1519 and encodes 405 amino acids. Gene Ontology annotation, cellular component: TRAMP complex; nucleolus.